AAGCUUCAUUUUUUUAGACCCACAAACAAACAGUGUAAAUUCAUCUCCAAUCGAUACCCAAUGAAGAAAGCCAAACAUUAUUCUUCUUCUUCUCCAUCGAAGUAUCAAAGAUUUGGAGGUGCUUGACAGAUUCAACAUCGAAUGAUGAAGUAACAAGGUUCAGAUUCAACAUCGGAUGAGGAACAAUCACACACACAUACACAUGCAAAUCGACUUCCUUAUCAAAAGAAAGAAAUAGACUUCUAGAUCUAAAAAAAUCCUGUAGAAAUUGAUUUUUCAACCCUAACAAAACCCUAUCGAAAUUGAUUUUGCUGUCCAACAAAACCCUGUAAAACAGAUUGUAUUUCCACUGUGUGCGUGAAAUUGGGAAGAUGAUGAACAUGUUGUAUUUUUACAGUGUAUUUUAUUCUCACAAAAAUCUCCUAAAGAAAUUUGGUCCCCAGUAAAGCUGCAAGAUUACGACUUCACCCAAGUAAAACUUGAACGAGAUGAGUCUGAAAAUUUUCUGGGUGUUCUUCAAACCCCUUUACCUUUUUGAAGGGUAAGGCUUCCAUGCCUCACCAUAUGCAUCACCGAGACUAAAUCGUGUGUAUCAGAGACUAAUCGAUGGUUUAUCAGUUCCAAUUCGAAAUAUUAUUCAUUAAACAUCACCGAGACAAUGGAAUGGGAUAAAAGGUGCAAGGAAAUACGAUCACCCACUGGGGGUCGAUGAGGGUUCCCCUAUACACGAAAAUCCUCUUCGUACAAAUAAUGAGGAAUCUGAAUCAUCGUCAUCAUCCCUUCCAAGUUCCAACUACUACCAAGUACUACUAGUUCAAGUGCUCUUCUACGGCCGGCCAUCAUUUUCACUCUUCCUUCUGAAAUCUAUCGAUCAACAACAACAACAGAAAGAUCAAAAACUCAAAUGGGUUUCAAUCAAUACACCAAAUUACUCCAAAGUCUCAUCAAUACCUCUCGAUCAAGAACAACAACUUACACUUGUUCUUCGCUAUAUUCUAAUCAAUUGAGAAGAUCAGUGACACCUUCUUCACCUUCUUCUUCCGAUCCGAAAUCAUUUUCAACAAUCUCGAGUUCAUCGUAUCACCUGAACGGUGGACCAUCGUAUAUGCGAGGAGCUGUUUUCUGGGAACCAAAUAAGCCUAUGACUUUUGAAGAUUUUGAAAUGCCUCGCCCUAAAGUCAACGAAGUGCUUAUCAAAACUAAAGCUUGUGGUGUUUGUCAUUCUGAUCUUCAUGUAAUGAAGGGUGAACUCCCAUUUCCAUCACCAUGUGUUGUGGGCCAUGAAAUCACUGGGGAGGUUGUUGAGCAUGGGCCAUUGACUGACACUAAAACAAUCGAAAGGCUUCCUUUGGGAGCUCGUGUUGUGGGUGCAUUUAUUAUGCCUUGUGGUAACUGCUUCUUUUGCACUAAGGGUCAAGAUGAUUUAUGCGAAGCUUUUUUUGCUUAUAAUCGUGCAAAAGGUACACUCUAUGAUGGGGAAACACGUCUUUUUCUCCGUGGAAGUGGAAAACCGGUGUAUAUGUAUAGUAUGGGAGGUCUUGCUGAAUACAGUGUGGUCCCCGCAAAUGCUUUGGCUAUUUUACCUCAUACGUUACCGUAUGCUGAGUCAGCGGUAAUUGGUUGUGCGGUUUUUACCGCCUAUGGUGCCAUGGCUCAUGCCGCCCAAGUCCGCCCUGGUGAUGCGGUUGCUGUGAUUGGUGUUGGUGGUGUAGGAUCAAGUUGUUUACAAAUAGCACGUGCGUUUGGUGCAUCCGAGAUUAUCGCUGUUGAUAUACAAGAUGAUAAACUCGAGAAAGCUAAAAUAUUCGGAGCUACUCAUGUUGUAAAUGCUAAAAAUGAAGAUGCGGUUUCAAGGAUCAAAGAAAUAACGGGAGGAAUGGGUGUUGACACGUGUGUUGAAGCAUUGGGAAAUCCAAAAACAUUUAUGCAAUGUGUACAAAGUGUAAGAGAUGGUGGAAAAGCUGUAAUGAUUGGUCUUACACUCUCGGGAGCCAAAGGUGAAAUAGAUAUAAAUCAUUUGGUUCGUAGACAGAUAAAAGUAAUGGGAUCUUAUGGAGGAAGGGCGAGACAUGAUCUUCCGAAGCUUGUGAAAUUGGCAGAAAGUGGGAUAUUUAAUCUUGAUGCGGCUGUUUCAAGAAAAUGUAAGUUUGAGGAGGCAGGAAAAGCGUAUGAAGAUUUAAAUAAGGGAAGUAUUAUAGGUCGUGCUGUGGUUGAGAUUAUGUAAUUCUGUAAAAAAAAUUAUUACAAUUUGUGACUUUUAAUUUUCUUAACUUUUCUGUUUCCAUGGAUGUUGUAGAGUUUUAGUGUUUGAUAAAACUGAAUCAUUUAGAGGCUUU
Lactuca sativa (garden lettuce) is the source of this 2336-nucleotide messenger RNA. Its product is annotated as GroES-like zinc-binding alcohol dehydrogenase family protein. NCBI's taxonomy places the organism in Eukaryota, Viridiplantae, Streptophyta, Magnoliopsida, Asterales, Asteraceae. The record is from RefSeq and is a predicted model, not a curated record. Gene Ontology annotation, molecular function: oxidoreductase activity.